This is a messenger RNA of Dermacentor silvarum, 1244 nucleotides long. RefSeq lists its product as uncharacterized. The transcript has 3 exons. The record is from RefSeq and is a predicted model, not a curated record. Lineage: Eukaryota; Metazoa; Arthropoda; Arachnida; Ixodida; Ixodidae. The coding region runs from base 1 to 987 and encodes 328 amino acids.
AUGGCUGCGAAAAGUGAACGCAUAUUGAAACCGCUGGUAGUUUCGCUGUCCGUGCAAGAGUCGCCGUUGACAAACGGUGAACCAGCAUGUCGUGCGCCAGGCGUGAAGCACUGCACCAGUUUAGCAACCACGCAGUCAUGGGCGUCAACUGGAGGCCGACUGCGUCUCGUCGAAGAAGUGGCGCGUGAGCACGUCUGCGAACACUGUCACGUGAUUCCGCAGAGAACAGUAUUGCUUCCCUGCAAGCAUGCCUUUUGCGAUCUCUGCUGCGAAGCGAACUCGUCAGAGGGCGGGAGUGUCUGUCCCAUUGACCAGCAGUCUUGCGUGAAAGACGAACUCCAGACGAUAGUGCUUCCAGCAAAAAUAGCGAACGACUUGAAGGCUCACUGCUGGAAUGAAAACAAAGGUUGCGAGUUCGUGGGCGCCUUGGAAACUCUCCUGCAACACUAUGAAGAAGAAUGCACGUUCCACUCCUUUCAGUGUGCUGUAAGCGGAGCGACCAUUUUGCACAGAGACCUGCCAGCCCACUCUAAAGCCGGAUGCGUCGCUUCAGGUGCCGAAGCAUCCUUCGCGAACUUGAACCUGACGACCGCUCAAGACAUCGUACUCUCUGCCGAAGACAUCAAAGACACUGUGGAGAAACAAAAGAAGCAACUCGACGACCUCCGCGAACGUCUCGCUAGAAAGCAAGAUCGGAUAAAUAACCUCGGCGAAAUGUCUGCGAAGCAAGAGCGCAAGAUGCAAGAACUGGAACGCCAGCAAGCAGACAGUGGACGCCAACCAAAGGGCGGCUUCUCCCGUGCCGUGCGCAACGUCGUCCGUCGAAGCUUCCGGGAAGUCCGCCGCGCCGUUUCAAGUCGGCAGCAGACGCCGAGGGAGUCCGAAUCGGUAGAGCAUCUCGUCGGGAGAGUCGCGAGUGAAGGAAAAGAGUGUUCGUGGCAAUACGAAAGUUCGUUGCAAAAUGAUGCACAGGUGCCCCAAAGUUAACCGUUCUCGUGAAGUCCUUCUGGCGCAAGUGCACAAUACUAAGGCGGUUAGACUUGCACACGCUACAGGAAAAAAGUGAACGAUUUCAAUUACCUGAUUCGAAAAUCUAUUUGAUCACAGUUACGAAUUACUUCCUCACAAAUGUAACUGAGCAAUUACUAUAAAGUAAUCGACUACAUUUGCUUUACUUUCCUGCCAACAUUUAUCACAGGCAGUAAAUAAAGGGUUCUGGCCGGGCUCUUUCAGCGCGUCCUCUG